Esox lucius (northern pike) is the source of this 3262-nucleotide messenger RNA. RefSeq names its product solute carrier family 10 member 7 (gene slc10a7). Gene Ontology annotation, cellular component: plasma membrane. Bases 125 to 1138 code for a protein of 337 amino acids. The transcript has 13 exons. Lineage: Eukaryota; Metazoa; Chordata; Actinopteri; Esociformes; Esocidae. The record is from RefSeq and is a predicted model, not a curated record.
UACAUUGUAUGUGUCUCGGUGAUAUCCUUUAGGACUACAUCUCAUAGUUUCUACUGGUACCAGGCUUGUCCGGGCAGGAUAGGGGUGUUAGGUUCGGCCGGGGAGCCGAGAAGGAUUCGGUAAUAUGGGCCUGUUGGCUAGAGUACGGAAAGAAUGGUUUAUUAUCGGCAUAGUAACCGUUAUCAUGUUAGCCAAAAUACAGCCUUCAAUUGGAGCGAAAGGAGGUCCUUUAAGACCAGAGAUCACCAUCACCUUUGUGGCGGUGUCUGCCAUUUUUUUCAACAGUGGCCUUUCAUUGAAAACAGAGGAGUUGACCAGUGCUGUCCUCCAUGUGAAGUUACAUCUGUUUGUACAGUCCUUCACCCUGGUCUUCUUCCCUCUUGCUAUGUGGCUCCUUAUCAAAGUCCUGGCCCUCACCAGCAUCAACACAUGGCUUCUCAGUGGGCUGCAGACAGUGGGAUGCAUGCCUCCUCCCGUCUCCUCUGCUGUCAUUCUCACCAAAGCUGUGGGGGGGAAUGAGGCUGCUGCUAUCUUCAACUCAGCCUUUGGAAGCUUCCUGGGGAUCGUAGUGACACCUCUGCUGUUACUUUUAUUUCUUGGCUCCUCCUCCUCUGUGUCGUUCUCCUCCAUAUUCUCUCAGCUCUUCAUGACUGUGGUCGUUCCUCUCAUCCUUGGACAGGUGGUCCGGCGGUUUCUGAAGGACUGGCUGGAAAGGAGGAAACCUCCGUUUGGAGUCAUCAGCUCUGUGGUGCUUCUCAUGAUCAUCUACACCACCUUCUGCGACACUUUCUCCAACCCCAGCAUAGACCUGGACCAUCUCAGCCUGCUGCUCAUCACCUUAAUCAUCUUCUCCAUCCAGCUGAGCUUCAUGCUGCUGACAUUUGUCUUGUCAACACAGAAACAAUCAGGUUUUACUUCAGCAGAUACCGUAGCCAUCAUGUUCUGUGCUACACACAAAUCCCUGACGCUGGGUAUUCCGAUGUUAAAGAUAGUCUUUGAGGGUUACGAUCACCUUUCUCUCAUCUCAGUCCCCCUACUCAUCUAUCACCCAGCUCAGAUCUUGCUGGGCUCCAUUCUGGUACCGACCAUCCAGACCUGGAUGAACAGGAGACACAAGCCUAACCUGCUAUUGAAGUAGAGCAGCAUGACCCCUACAGUACCUGGAUGUUUGUAUGGGAUGAAACUGACCAACCUACAGGCAAUCUGAAGUGGACUCUUCCUGCAUUUGUUCCCUCCUCCUUAUGGGGGGAGGCUUUAAACUGUGACAGACGGAACGUCUUUUCUCUCUGGGGGAGGGACACUGAAGCACAAGUGCCUGAUCACAACCGCCAACCUCACCAGGGACCACUCUGACUCAAGACACUCUAGGACAUACCUUCAUAUCCAUUUAAACCAUUCUGGACCACACUGGUCUGUUUUUGACCCCGCCCCUCGGUGAGCCGUCUCAUUGGCUAGACCGUUCUGGAUUGGGACAGGAGCGAUACGCAGACCAGUGGCCUCGCUCUGGUCAAAAGACAACUGACACGUCAUUGAAGACUUGCAACAGGAAGUCCUGCUUAUAACUGUUGCCAUUGUUUCUAUGACAACAUGAGAUCAUUCCACGGUUUCAUUUUUUUUACGAAACAUAAAAGUCGCAACCUCUAUUUUUGUAUCCACAUGGAGAUGAUGUCAACUCCCUGCGGGACAGGAAACAGGAAGUGGCACUGAUGGUCACAGCGGCAGGGUUUUGGUACAACGCCUGGCACAGAUGGACCAAUGAUCUGUUGGUGUGUCUUUGUCCUGUUAUCAGACUGCCCUGGAUCCAAAAUGCAGCCCUACUGUCUGCAUAGUGCACUACUUUUGACCAAAUGUCUAUGGGACUUGGUCUACACUAGUGCACUAUUAAAUAGUGAUUAGGGUGCUUUUUGGACCUUUCUCUCUCUGGCUGUGGUGUUGACUGAUGGCCAACCUGCUGUCUGUUAUUUGGGUUCUCUGGGGGAUUUCUACAGCACCUUUAAAAGCACAGUGUUUUCAGAUUUUUAUGAAAUGAGACCAAUACUUUCCUAACAUAUGAGUGGAAAAUGAAAUAUUAUUAUGUUGAUAGUCUGCUUUAGGUGUUGGAGGGGUUUAGGUUCAUAAGUGAUUAUUAAACGUGAAUGUGAGUUAAAUGGCCAGCUCUUCCUUUUCUUGACCUCUGAUUGGCCAGCUCACCCUUCUCUGGAGUUUUACUUGAUUCUCCAUUUGUAAGGAGUUUCUUUGAGAUACAGGUGUUUUUUGAGUUGGGUUUUGAAAUGCUUUUUAUUUUGCAAUUAACGCGUUUGCCACAAAUAUAUGUAUGAGUCAAUAACAUAAUUUGAUUCUAAGUUAAGAGAAUAUGAAAUAGAUUUUAUGUAAGACUUUUAUUUUUGUUAGCAUAGUCAAAGGACCAUGGCCUGUUGAUGUGCCCUUUUCUGGACAUUUUCGGUGGGAAAAUGUGUGUCUAUGAUCAGUGACCUUUACCCCCCACCCCAUGUGUGUCUAUGAUCAGUGACCUUUACCCCCCCCCAUGUGUGUCUAUGAUCAGUGACCAGUGGGACAGGUAGUUAUAGCGUUUAGAGCAACUGACCCGUAACCCAAUGGUUGCAAGAAAGGUGACAAAGACUGUUCUGCCCCUGAGCAAGGCUCAAAACUUGCGUCUCCUGUCGGCCCUCGUUAAAAAGUAUGGAGUGGCCAGUUGUUGAUAUUAAAAUAUUUAUCAUUGUUAUCUUAUAACCAAGGUCAAUAUUCUGACGAUUUUGUUGUUUUCAGAUUUUUUGUUCUUCUGCUGUUACCAAAGAAUGUGUGAAAAUGUGGACCAGUAAGGAUGUCACUUAGAAGGAUAUGAACCCUAGCCCCAUACUCCUACAUCCUAAACCCUACUCUCUACAGGAAACAGCCUGGACCUUGGAGGAGUCCGUUAAACUGAAGGGAUGAGGUUGUAGUACACAGCUCAAAAACUUUACUUACUAAAUACCUCUUACUAGGGCCGUAUGCAUUUGUGUGUAUUGUUGUAUGUUUGCAAACGUUAUUCCGGUUCAGAGUAAACAUUGUUCAUUGCAUUAUAACAGCAGCAGUCCCAACACAGGCUUUUAAAAAUAAUUUCUUAAGUGCCAUUGUUCAUUCUCUCCUGUGUUGUGGCUGAAGGAGACAUUAUUUAAUCACUGUCAAAGGCUGAGAAGGGAAUUUGAUCUUCGGCAGACUGCUCAGAAUAAAAGCUUGUUUUGCAUUACAUCGUGUAAACGAGCCUUCUUAAUGGAAGACAACA